This is a messenger RNA of Aspergillus oryzae RIB40, 594 nucleotides long. RefSeq lists its product as uncharacterized. The coding region runs from base 1 to 594 and encodes 197 amino acids. The record is from RefSeq and is a predicted model, not a curated record. The transcript has a single exon. NCBI's taxonomy places the organism in Eukaryota, Fungi, Ascomycota, Eurotiomycetes, Eurotiales, Aspergillaceae.
AUGCACCACCGCAGGCGUGGGACAGUCAGCGAUGAGUUCGAAGUCCUCCAGGUUGCGCACCAAAUCGGUGCCGACCUAGAAGGCCUCUGGAACAAACGACCGCGAGUGCUUGAUGUUUAUGACAAGCCAGAAGAACUAUAUAACACCCUUCAGCCAGCCGUGGCAGACGAAGUAUGUCGCACGUUUCGCCAGUAUAUAGCCAAUUUCCUGGCCAUCUUCAUAUACCUCCACCGAGUGGCGUUUGUGAUCUACCCGCGGACAGACCGGGUGCAUCGUGCGGUGGACCAGAUCAUCCAGCUGGCCACGGUGGAAUCUGGCAGUGAGAACCAUCGCCUGCCAAUCAGCUUCACCUGGCCGCUAUUCGUGGCCGGGCUGGAGGGCUCAUUGGAGCAGCGAGGGUGGAUUAUACAGGAAAUGCAGCGCAUGGCCGACUUGCCCAGUGAUCACAGCCCUGUAGCACAGCGACAUCCCAACGCGAAGAAGAUACUGCAGCUACUUGAGGAGAUGACAAAACGCCAGGAUGCAUCUCGAACGUGGGCAGAUUCACGCCUUGUGCGGCGAGAACUCUUCGUAGACCCCUUCGUGCUUAUAUAA